This is a messenger RNA of Parascedosporium putredinis, 2628 nucleotides long. The record is from the annotation of a GenBank genome assembly. Lineage: Eukaryota; Fungi; Ascomycota; Sordariomycetes; Microascales; Microascaceae.
AUGACGAGUCUAAAGAGAUCCAUCGAAUCGGAUCCCCUCGCCAGCAAUAUCUCGAGCAAGACCUUUGUGCGCUCGACCAAGAGAGGCAAGGUUCAAAAGAUUGUGCGCGAGGUCUACCUCCGCCAAGAUAUCCCCUGUUCCUCUAAGCUAUCCUUGCCCUUUGUCCUCUCGGAGAAACCAGCCGGGACCAAGGCCUUCCCGCAAGGCCACUAUGUUGUCCCUGAUACUAACGCGCUGCUCAACGCCAUGGAUGUCUUUGAGCAGAGCUCAGUUUUCUAUGAUGUCAUCAUCCUACAAACCGUCUUGGAGGAGUUACGCAACAGAUCGCUGCCUCUUUAUAAUCGUCUGAUUAGCUUGACGAAAAACAACGAAACCAUCAACGACAGAAACGAUCGUGCCAUCCGCCGCGCUGUUCAAUGGUACGCUGAACAUCUUGCUAAGACCAAGGCGCCAAAGAUUCCAGCCGUUGUGAUGCUCACCGAUGACCGCAACAACAUCAAGAAGGCGAAAGACGCCGGCAUCCCCGCGCAGACUCUUGCUGAUUAUCUAGGUGGUGUCGAGGAUGGCGACAGGCUGCUAGACAUGGUCGCCGAGUCUCAAACUCGUGACUUGAUCCACAAGCCUUCAGAGUUCCUCUACGCGGAGCACUACACCCUAUCGAGGAUGAUGACUGGCGUCAAGGCUGGUCUCCUCCAUCAGGGCAUCUUCAACGUAUCCCCAUAUAACUACCUGGAGGGCUCGAUCAAGGUUCCGGCUUUCACGAAACCGCUCAUCAUCCUAGGCCGUGAAAAUAUCAGCCGCUCAGUUGAUGGAGAUGUCGUUGUCGUCGAAGUCCUUCCAAAGGAACUGUGGAAGGAGCCAUCGACAGUCAUCAUUGAGGAGGAGGCCGUUACGAAGAACGAGAAUGCGGACGGUGAAGCGGACGAGGAUUUGGUGUCGGACAAGGAGCGAAAACUCCUCCAGGAGGAAGUCAAAAGAACGCACAGCAAGACUACAGAAGGCCGGGCGCAACCUACGGCCAAGGUUGUUGGCAUCAUCAAACGCAAUUGGCGGCAAUAUGUCGGCCACAUUGACCCUUCUUCCGCCAGUCGUGGUGCUGGUCAAGGCCGUAAAAUGGAUAGCGUCUUCCUAAUACCAAUGGAUAAGCGCGUGCCCAAAAUACGCCUUCGAACCCGGCAGGUUACCGAACUGCUCGGAAAGCGUCUCUUGGUAGCCAUUGACGCUUGGGGCAGGGAUACGAGGCAUCCCACCGGCCAUCUCGUCCGCUCUCUGGGCGAACUUGAGACCAAGGCUGCGGAAACCGAGGCCCUGCUUUUGGAGUACGACGUUCAGUAUAGGCCUUUUCCCAAAACAGUCCUCGACUGUCUUCCCAAGGAGGGCCAUGAUUGGAAGGUACCGUCGAGUACGGAUGAUCCCGGGUGGAGGGACCGGGCGGACUUGAGACACCUCCUCAUCUGCAGCAUCGACCCUGUCGGAUGCCAGGACAUUGACGAUGCCCUCCACGCCCGACUUUUAGACAAUGGAAACUACGAAGUCGGCGUGCACAUUGCUGACGUGUCCCACUUUGUCAAGCCAUCCAAUGCAAUGGAUACAGAGGCCAGCAUUCGCGGCACCACCGUUUACCUCGUGGAUAAGCGCAUAGACAUGCUUCCGAUGCUUCUAGGAACCGAUCUGUGUUCGCUGAAGCCGUAUGUAGAGCGCUUUGCCUUCUCAGUACUAUGGGAGGUAAACGAAGACGCCGACAUCAUCAACGUCAAGUACACCAAGUCUGUGAUCAAGUCUCGUGAAGCUUUUAGCUACGAGCAGGCGCAACUGCGGAUCGACGACCCAUCCCAACAAGAUGAUCUCACAAAUGGAAUGCGCGUCAAGGUGCAGAUGGAGUCAGAGACAUCGGACCCCAUCGAUGUGAAGACCAAGGAACUUCUUGACACCAACUCCCUUGUGGAAGAGUUUAUGCUUUUCGCCAACGUCAGCGUUGCGCGUAAGAUCCACGAGGCCUUCCCCCAGACCGCCAUCCUCCAACCCUUUUUCAACACUUUGAUCCGCAUCAUGGCUACACGGUGCAUGAUGAGCGCAGAGUACUUUUGCUCCGGGACCCAAGCGUACCCGGAGUUCCGUCACUAUGGUCUUGCCAGCGAGAUAUACACACAUUUCACCUCGCCCAUCCGUCGCUAUGCCGACUUGAUGGCUCACCGACAGCUUGCCGCCGCCAUCGACUACGAGGCGGUCCAUCCGUCUGUCCGCUCGCGAGGCCGUCUCGAAGCCGUAUGCAAGAACAUCAAUGUUCGCCACCGCAACGCGCAGCUUGCUGGCCGCGCUAGCAUCGCUUACUAUGUCGGCCAGGCCCUCAAGGGCAAGGUAGCCGAAGAGGACGCCUACGUAAUGAAGGUAUUCAGCAACGGGUUCGUCGUGCUCGUGCCGCGGUUCGGUAUAGAGGGUCUCAUCCGUCUCCGAGAACUCGCCACUCCCGAGCCGGAGAGCGAAUUCGACGCAGAAAACUACGUGCUCAAGACGAGCGGAAGUCGGGAGAUCCGCAUCGAGCUAUUCCAGAGGGUCAAGGUUAGGGUGACGGACGAGAAGGACGAGAUGACUGGCAAGAGAGGCGUGAAGAUGGAACUUGUUAAGUAG